CAUCAGUAAUCCGAUAUAGUGUAACGGCUAGCACGGUUCGCUUUCACCGAGCAGACCCGGGUUCGACUCCCGGUAUCGGAAUAUUUUUUUGCAACCUAUAUUUUUAAAUAGGUAUGUAUAAGAGUAGUUAAGGGUAUAGCCUGUUGAUUGCUGGAUUUAAAGUUAAAUAUUAUAAUCUUGAUAUCAUUGUUAGUUAAUGCGAGUAAAUUAUUUUUAUUCUAUUUUUAUCUUGUUUUAAAUCAGAAUCAAAAUAAUCUUUUAGCGAGACAAGCGCUUAACUUACAUGUCAAGUUUGGCAACGAAUCAUACUUAAUGACAACUUACAAUCAUGAGUCCACGUCUGCAGCUUACAAAGAUGAUUAUUACGUCUAUCAAUCAUACGAUGGACCAAUUGCAACUGCUCCAUUGGUAAUGGAAGAAUCCGCUGGAACAGAGAGCUCAGACAAAGAUUAUCUUGAAUCCACUACACGAUUUUCAUCUUGGUGUAUAGCAAACAAUGCUAGUCUAUCUGAAGACGAAAUUAAGCUUAUGUUUCAAGAGUUGAGAGACACAUUUGGUUUUCAAGUGGAUAAUGCAAAAAAUAUGUUUGAAUAUCUUAUGAUAUUGUUAGAUUCAAGAUCAAGCAGAAUGAGCUGCGAUAAAGCAUUAAGAAGCGUACAUGCUGAUUAUAUAGGAGGUCAGAGAUCAAAUUUCAAGAAGUGGUACUUCUCUGUUCAUGUAUUCGCCAAUGUUGGAAAAUCUUCUGAUUAUAAAGAGAGUCUGAAACAAGUCCCAAAAGAUGAAGAAGAUUUGGCUUCCGACGAAAAUUGUAUGGAUGAGGCUGAAUGGAAUAGGAAAAUGAAUAGUUAUACUCACACUGAUUAUAUUUAUCAAAUUGGUCUUUACUUGCUCAUUUGGGGAGAGGCAAAUAAUAUAAGAUUUAUGCCCGAAUGUUUAUGCUUUAUUUAUCAAUGUGCUUUUGAUCACUUCUAUGACGUGAAGUCAAAGAGUUUGACUAUUGUUAAAACCCAAUAUACUUUUCUUGAUGAAGUGAUCACUCCUUUAUACUGUUUUAUUAGAGAUCAACAAAUGAUUUUCAAAAACGGAAAUUGGAUUAAGAAUACCAAGGAUCACAAAAGCAUCAUCGGUUAUGAUGAUGCUAAUCAAUUCUUUUGGUCCCCUACAGCGUUGAAAAAGAUUAAAAUUGACAAUGGAACAAAGUUAUUUGACUUAUCAGAAGAAAAAAGAUAUCAGUUCUUAAAGUCAAUUAAGUGGAAUAGUUUAUUCUACAAGACCUAUUACGAGAGGAGAUCGUGGAUUCAUGCACUAACCAAUUUUAGUAGGGUAUGGGUUAUUCAUAUUACUAUGUUUUGGUACUAUACAGCUUACAAUGCCCCGACUUUAUACACUUUAGAGUACAGUCAGCUAUUAGAUAAUAAACCAGCUCCACAAGUUCAGAUAACAACUGUAGCUUUGGGUGGUACAAUUGCUGGAAUUAUUUCGUUUGUUGCUAUCCUUGCAGAGUACUUUUUCGUUCCAAGACAAUUUCCCGUUUCGACUUUCUGGUUUUGGAGAUUAGUAUGUACCCUUGUUGUUAUUAUAUUCAACAUUGCACCGUCUAUUUACAUUUAUCUAUUUUUACCUUUGAAUGUGUACUCAGUUCAUGGUACAUUAAUUGCAAUUAUUCAAUUCAUAUUUUCAAUAAUAACUUUCUUAUACUUUGCGAUCAAAGCUCCAAGCAGGUUAUUUGAAUUCGAAGGUAGACUGUUACAGAAGAAGACAAUGGCAAAAGUUUUCAUGUCUUCAUUUCCAAAACUUCCUUUCAGGAGCAGAGUGUUCUCUUACAUGUUAUGGGCAAGUGUGUUUGCCGCAAAGUUCUCAGAAUCAUACUUUUUUUUGACUCUUUCAAUUAAGGAUCCAGUCAGAGUCCUUUCAAUAAUGACAAUGAAGAGGUGUGUUGGAGAUGUCAUCUUUGGAAAUAUUAUUUGUUUGCAGCAAGCAAGAAUAACACUCGUAUUGUUGCUCUUUACAGAUCUUAUACUUUUUUUCUUGGAUACUUACCUUUGGUAUAUCGUUUGUAAUUGCUUGUUUUCAAUAGGUUUAUCUUAUUCUUUAGGAGUAUCAAUUUUCACACCAUGGAGAAAUAUCUUUUUGAGACUUCCAGAAAGAAUAUCAAGCAAAAUAAUAUUCUCUAACUCUAACGCUAAAGCUAAUUUGAUUGCUAUAGCUCAUGUAUGGAACAGUAUCAUCAUUUCCAUGUAUAGAGAACAUUUACUUUCCACCGAACAAGUGAAUAAGCUUGUCUUCCAGAACCUUUCUUCCUUGGAUCCUAAGGAAUCCAGCAUCAAGUCGCCUCUUUUUUUUAUAUAUCAAGAUGAUAAUUCCUUUAAUAUGGGUGAGUUUUUUGCACCCGGAAAGGAAGCUGAACGAAGAAUCUCUUAUUUCGCACAAUCUCUAUCAUGCCCACUUCCUAAUUCUUACCCACUAUUGGCGAUACCCUCUUUCACAGUUUUAGUGCCUCAUUAUUCUGAAAGAAUAAUUCUACAAUUGAGAGAAAUAGUUAAAGAAGAUCGUGAUUCAAAAGUUUCACUUCUUGAAUACUUGAAGCAAUUAUAUCCAAAAGAAUGGGAGUACUUUGUAAAGGAUACGAAAGUAUUAGAUUUCCUUUCGUCUGACGAUCUUAAGCUCCCAUUGACACCUGAUAUCCAUCAGGAGGAUUCUCUGAUACAUAAGGUUAACGAUUUGCCAUAUUACUGUGUUGGUUUCAAGAAUUCUUCGCCAGAAUACAUUCUCCGGACAAGAAUUUGGGCCUCUUUAAGAUCUCAAACUUUGUAUAGAACUACAUCUGGUUUUAUGAAUUAUGAGAUAGCUAUUCGUUUGUUAUACAAAAUUGAAAAUUCAUCAUUUGAUACUGACUUCCAAUCGGAAGAGUUUGAAGCAGAGCUCAAACAAUUUGUCUCCAGAAAAUUUAGAUUAUUGGUUUCAAUGCAGCGAUUUCAGCAACUAAGUCCACAGGAGAAAGAAGAUGUAUUCACACUAUUUAAAAACUAUCCACAUAUAGAGAUUUCUUAUUUGGAAGAGGAAGAUUUGGAAGAUGGUACAGUCAAUUAUUAUUCUACUCUAAUCGAUAGUGAAAAUCUGAGUUCUGAUGGACUUUUUAAAAAGUUUAGAAUUAGGCUAUCGGGAAAUCCUAUUUUGGGUGAUGGUAAGUCAGAUAAUCAAAACAACUCUUUAAUUUUUACCAGAGGAGAAUACAUACAAGUGAUAGACGCUAAUCAAGACAAUUACCUUGAAGAAUGUUUGAAAAUCAAGUCAGUCUUGGCAGAAUUUGAAGAAAUGGAGCUUGAUCGAAGCCUUGAAUAUAUUAAUGGUCAAAAGAGAAAGAUCGAGCCACCUAUCGCUAUAUUAGGAGCUAGAGAGUACAUAUUUUCAGAAAAUAUUGGAGUAUUGGGAGAUAUUGCAGCAGGAAAGGAGCAAACCUUUGGGACUUUGUUUGCCAGAACGUUGGCUGAAAUUGGAGGAAAGCUACAUUAUGGCCACCCAGACUUCUUGAAUGCCGUAUUCAUGUCUACAAGAGGUGGAAUAUCAAAAGCUCAAAGGGGUUUGCAUUUAAACGAGGAUAUAUAUGCUGGUAUGACUGCAACUUGUCGCGGCGGUCGUAUAAAGCACUGUGAUUUUUAUCAAUGUGGGAAGGGCAGAGAUUUAGGAUUUGGCACAAUUUUAAAUUUCACUACAAAGAUUGGGUCAGGAAUGGGAGAACAAUUGCUUUCAAGAGAGUAUUACUAUCUAGGUUGUCUGUUACCUAUAGAUAGAUUUUUGUCAUUUUAUUAUGCUCAUGCUGGGUUUCAUAUAAAUAAUGUAUUUAUAAUGCUUUCCCUUCAAUGCUUUUUGUUGGUACUUGUGAAUUUAGGAUCUCUAGUUAAUGAGUCAAUUAUAUGUGAGUAUAACUCGCAGGUACCCAUUACUGACUUAGAAAUUCCAAUUGGUUGUUAUAAUCUAACUCCUAUGUUAAGCUGGAUAAGUAGAUUUGUUUUGUCAAUUUUCAUCUGCUUUUUUAUAUCGUUUAUUCCUCUAAUAAUUCAAGAAUUAUUGGAAAAAGGAGUUUUCAAAUCUUUAUACAGAAUUUGUUAUCACUUCACCUCAAUGGCACCUUUAUUUGAAGUCUUUGUGUGUCAAAUUUAUGCAUCUUCUCUCAGAGAUAAUAUUAUGUUAGGUGGAGCAAAAUAUAUAGCUACUGGAAGGGGGUUUGCAACUUCCAGAAUGCCGUUUGCUACAUUAUAUUCAAGAUAUUCAAGCAUGUCUAUAUAUGGGGGUGUAAAAGUUUGUUUGAUAAUAAUAUUUGCAACAACAACUAUGUGGCAACCAGCACUCCUUUGGUUUUGGGUCACAAUUAUUUCCAUGUGUUUUGCUCCUUUCAUUUUCAAUCCUCAUCAGUUUGAAUGGAGUGAGUUUUUCUUAGAUUAUAGAAUAUUUAUCAGAUGGCUUUCGAGGGGAAAUCUUGUCGCGGAGAAAACAUCAUGGUUAGAGAUGAAUAGAACUUAUAGGUCUCGACUUAAUGGAACAAUAGGGAAAACUAGGACCUCGACAAUGAAUAUAUUUGUUGGAAAGAUAGUAUUUCCUUUCAUUGAAUCACUUUUCUUUUUAACUGCUUUCAUGUUUAUAAAUUCACAAAAUGGAGUUUUCUAUUGGUUUAAUGUAAAUCCACUACUCAGAAUCACAAUAAUUACCAUUCUUCCAUUUCUUGCCAAUGCAAUUAUCUUAUUAAUUCUUUCUCCAGUUUCUGUACUUUUAGUAUCGUUAACUGGUUGUUGUUGUAAUAAAUCACAAACAAUAGUUGCUGGAUUUGCUCAUAGUUUAUCAUUAAUUUUCAAUAUUGCAAAUAUCUGGAUUUUCUUAUAUUUGGAAGAAUGGAACUUUAAUAGAACUUUAUGUGGGAUUAUUUUCAUGAUUGACUUUCAUGAAUUUAUUAGUGAUUGUAUUAUAAUCCUUUUCUGUGGAAAGGAAUCCCCAUUAGCACUACUUAAUUAUGCUUGGUGGUCCGGGAAUUGGUUUGGGACUGGUUUAGGGUGGAAUAUUUUAAUUCAACCUAUUAAUGAAUAUUUUAGAAAGAUUGUUGAACUAAACCAAUUUGCUAAGGAUUUUUUGAUAGGUCAUGUUCUUUUUUUCGCCUUGUUACCCUUUGUUUAUAUACCAUAUAUUGAUAGAUGGCAUUCGAGAAUGUUAUUUUGGUUAAAAAAAUCAAAUAAAUUUCAAAAGAAAAUCAUUUCAAAACGUCAAAAGAGAAAGAGAUCAUUAAAAGUUUUGAAAUAUUAUAUUCUCCUUCAUACUUUACUCUUAUUGUUUAUCCUGAUAAUAUUAGCACCAAUAUUUGUUAAGGAUUUUAUACCUAAUAUAAAGGAAAAUUUACCUGUCCAAGCAUUAGAACUCUUUCAACCAAAUAACCAAAAUAAUAAUGAUACAGGUGAAAGUGCACCAUGGUAUAUACCUCGUGAGAAACCUAUCCCAGUUAGCAUGAGUACAAUUGCAUAGGAUAUAUAUAUAUAUAUAUAUAUAUAAUUAUUAAUAGUUAAAAAAAGUUGCAAAAUUUUAACUUUAUCAAAUGCUAAAAAAGGGCGUAGGUCGUGCGAAACAA
This is a messenger RNA of Scheffersomyces coipomensis, 5611 nucleotides long. RefSeq names its product 1,3-beta-glucan synthase component-domain-containing protein. Gene Ontology annotation, cellular component: 1,3-beta-D-glucan synthase complex; plasma membrane. The transcript has a single exon. Lineage: Eukaryota; Fungi; Ascomycota; Pichiomycetes; Serinales; Debaryomycetaceae. The record is from RefSeq and is a predicted model, not a curated record. Gene Ontology annotation, molecular function: 1,3-beta-D-glucan synthase activity. Gene Ontology annotation, biological process: (1->3)-beta-D-glucan biosynthetic process; fungal-type cell wall polysaccharide biosynthetic process. Bases 313 to 5508 code for a protein of 1731 amino acids.